Molecule: messenger RNA, 993 nt
Organism: Chelmon rostratus (copperband butterflyfish)
Lineage: Eukaryota; Metazoa; Chordata; Actinopteri; Chaetodontiformes; Chaetodontidae
Gene: smim7
Product: small integral membrane protein 7
Exons: 5
Coding region: 59-286 (75 amino acids)
Source: RefSeq, a predicted model, not a curated record
UCCCGAUUGCGUGGCCGAACACGGAAGUGAGGCGUCUCUGUAAUGUGAUGUGAUCAAAAUGCUUGGAGAUCUGUUGAUAUUCGGGACCUUGCUGGUGAAUGCAGGGGCUGUGUUGAAUUUCAAGCUGAAAAGGAAGGAGUCCCAAGGAUUUGGAGAUGAGUCCAGAGCACCAACAACAGGUGACAACAUUAGGGAGUUUCUGCUCAGCCUGCGAUACUUUCGGAUCUUCAUCGCUCUGUGGAACAUCUUCAUCAUGUUCUGCAUGAUUCUAUUGUUUGGAUCAUGAUCUACAUUUGUGGGGAGCCUGGUCUUCCACCAGGAUGCUGAUUUUACGGGACAGAUGCUAUAAACUUCUCCUUAAUAGGACUUUGCUGUUCUCUUGGUGCUUUUGACUGUAAUUAUGCUACAUUUUCUUUACAACCCCAACCCCAAUUCCUGCUUUUGGCUGUACAGGAAUUUAUGAAUCACUGUAUUUAUUUUGUCUUACAGAAGUUGUUACAUUUUUACCCUUUUUGUUUAAGCUGUAACUGCACCAGCACCCCUAACGUUGCUGAAUAUUUGUUGUCUUGUGCCCUUGUGCUUCUUUAUACAACAUGAACUUUUUUCCAUAGCAUGUUAGUUUGCUUGUUAAAAAAAACACCAGGGUUAGAAUGACAGACGGCCCUCACUAAGAGGGUAGAAAAUGUCUUUCUGUGGCUUGUUCCCUAUGUGUCAUCAUUUAAGGGUCCUGUUUGUACGUAAACCCUCACAUCUCAUCUUGCUGAAAUCCUGUUAUCCAUUUUACUUACACAGCUGUCAGAGCUGAAUUCAACAGAUGAGUCAAAAUGAUCACUGUCACUUAAAAACUCUACAUCUCUGUUGGAAGAAUAUUUUAAUGAACCUCUCAGAAUAAAAAAAAGAUUUCCUUUACUAUGGGACAUAUGUGCUGUAAAUGUAUGUGCACUAUCAUGUAAAUGUGUCCUUAUUCUUAACAAUAUAAAUACAGUUUUCUUA